AUGCAGUUCAGUCAUCAACAAAAAAGAAGACGAAAAACAACAACGGUUGUUGUUGCCGAUGAUUUUUAUUUACCUGAUGAAUGUUGGGAAAGUAUCUUCAAAUUCCUCAACGAUGGUGCUAACUAUCGCGAGUUGAAGUCUCUCUCGCUUGUCUCCAAGUUGUUUCUCUCCAUCACCAACCGUCUUGUCAUCUCACUUACGGUCUACAACAACGGAAUAGGUCCUUUUCUCGGUAGCAUACUCGGUAGGUUCACCAACCUCACCUCUCUCAAAAUCAAGCGCUACAAACGCAUUGAUUUUAAUGUGCUUCUCGGUCAAAUCUCUCGUUUUCCAUUGAAACUCUCAUCACUUAAUCUCUCCAACCAUCGCACCAUUCCCGCUGGGUUGCGAGCUUUCUCCCAAAAUAUUACAACUUUAACCUCAUUCACUUCCUCAAGAAUGGGUUCUAUCAAUAGCAAUGACUUGUUACUCAUUGCUGAAUGUUUCCCUUUGCUUGAAGAACUCAACCUGUGUUAUCCCCGUAAAUUUAAGGAUCAUAGCUUUCUUAAUAGGGUAGAGACUCUUUCAUUGACACUUUUCAAACUCACCAAGAUUAAUCUCUCUGGUCAUCACUACAUCAACGACACAUCACUCUUCAACUUGUUUAAGAACUGUAAGCUUCUCCAAGAGGUUAUCAUGUUUCGCUGUCGUAGCAUAACCAAAGUUGGCAUUGUUUCUGCUCUCUGUGAGAGACCAACCUUGAGGUCUUUGUCCUUUACUAAUUAUUUUGAAAUUAAAAACAUUGCAAUGUUGUAUGAACUCGUUGGGAACUAUCCUUUACUUAGUGAGAUUAAAAUGGAAUACGCACCACUUAGUGAGAUUAGUAUAGAAAAUUCUAAUUCUUUGAUGAAUUUUGCUGUAAGGCCCCAAUUGAAGUCUCUAGGUUUGGUUCGCAAUUGGUUAAGAGAUAAAAACAUCAAAAGGUUUGCUUCCAUUUUCCCCAAUUUGCAGCUGCUUGAUUUGAGCGGAUGUUGUAACAUAUCUAACGAAGGUAUUUUGCAGGUUUUAAGGAGAUGUGGUAACAUUAGACAUUUGAACCUAGCUUGUACUUGUGUGACGCUCGAUGGAUUGAACUUUGAGGUUCCCAAGCUGGAGGUGUUGAACUUGUCAUAUACAGGUGUUUUCGAUGAAAUACUCUAUGAGAUCUCAAAGAAUUGUCGUGGACUUUUGCAACUGUUACUGCAAUGCUGUCAUAAUGUCAGAGAUAAGGGAGUGAUGCAUGUGGUAGGAAAUUGCCUGCAACUCAAAGAGAUCAAUUUGCGGCGUUGUCAUCGAGUGCAUGCUAAUAUUGUUGACGAUAUGGUAUUUUCAAGGCCGUCAUUGAGCAAGAUAAAAACUCCACCUGGUUUUGAUUUGUGUUCCAAAAAUAGAGAACUCUUCUUGCGUAAUGGAUGCCUUGUUUACUAG
This is a messenger RNA of Medicago truncatula (barrel medic), 1446 nucleotides long. RefSeq names its product F-box/LRR-repeat protein 7. Gene Ontology annotation, molecular function: protein binding. The record is from RefSeq and is a predicted model, not a curated record. The transcript has a single exon. Bases 1 to 1446 code for a protein of 481 amino acids. NCBI's taxonomy places the organism in Eukaryota, Viridiplantae, Streptophyta, Magnoliopsida, Fabales, Fabaceae. Gene Ontology annotation, cellular component: SCF ubiquitin ligase complex. Gene Ontology annotation, biological process: SCF-dependent proteasomal ubiquitin-dependent protein catabolic process.